This is a messenger RNA of Gossypium raimondii (Peruvian cotton), 876 nucleotides long. RefSeq lists its product as uncharacterized. The coding region runs from base 1 to 876 and encodes 291 amino acids. NCBI's taxonomy places the organism in Eukaryota, Viridiplantae, Streptophyta, Magnoliopsida, Malvales, Malvaceae. The transcript is spliced from 2 exons. Gene Ontology annotation, molecular function: nucleic acid binding; zinc ion binding. The record is from RefSeq and is a predicted model, not a curated record.
AUGGGAUAUUCUAGUAGAGAUAGAGAUACCAGACACUCUAAUCCUAAACCUCAGGCUACAUCUGUAGCGAGUGUGACUAGUGUUAGAAACACCAGACUCGAGUGCAAGCGCUAUAACAUAUCACAUUAUGGUGAGUGUCGAAUAAAGAACGGAGCAUGUUUCAGAUGUGGUUCCUUCGACCAUUAUCUUAGAGAUUGCCUAGAGAAAUCUGAGAAAGAGAAAGUUCAUACUGCUAGAUUGAGCAACACAGCUGCAAGAGGUAGACCACCUCGUAAUCCCAAAAAUGUGAAUAGUAGUCAUGGCGUAACGAAAGACACUACUGUGAGAUCCGAGGCACGAGCACUAGCUAGGGUUUAUGCUAUUCGCGCUCGCGAGGAUGCUUCUACACCAGAUGUUAUUACCAGUACUUUCUCUAUUUAUGAUACUGGUGUAACUGCUUUGAUUGAUCCGGGAUCAACCCAUUCGUAUGUGUGCCUAAAUUUAAUGUCUAAUAAGAAUUUACCUAUUGAGUCCAUUGGAUUCGUGGUUAAAGUGUUGGACCCCCUAAGCCAGUAUGUGGUAGUUGAUAAAAUCUGCAAUAAUUGUCCAUUGAUGACUCAGGGUUACAGUUUUUUGGCUGAUUUGAUGCUAUUAUCAUUUGAUGAAUUCGAUAAAUAUGUAAGAAAAGGUUGUAAUGCUUACCUUUCUUCUUUACCGGCUACUAAAGUGUCUGAAUUGAAGCUUGAAUCAGUACCAGUGGUUUGUGAGUAUUUCGAUGUGUUUUUAGAGGAGUUACCUAGAUUACCACCGAUUAGAGAUGUCGAGUUUGCUAUAGAACUUGUACCGAGAACAUCACUGAUAUCGAUAGCACCUUACAUAAUGGCUUCUGUUGAGUGA